Messenger RNA from Saimiri boliviensis boliviensis (Bolivian squirrel monkey), 1582 nucleotides. It is a transcript of the gene LRPAP1, whose product is annotated as LDL receptor related protein associated protein 1. Gene Ontology annotation, cellular component: rough endoplasmic reticulum lumen; endosome; plasma membrane. Gene Ontology annotation, molecular function: very-low-density lipoprotein particle receptor binding; lipase binding; heparin binding. The record is from RefSeq and is a predicted model, not a curated record. NCBI's taxonomy places the organism in Eukaryota, Metazoa, Chordata, Mammalia, Primates, Cebidae. Gene Ontology annotation, biological process: negative regulation of receptor internalization; negative regulation of very-low-density lipoprotein particle clearance.
GCUGGAGUCCGCUGGCGGCCUCACCGCGGCCGGCCGCUCACGGGAGAACUACAAUUCCCGGGAGGCCGCGCGGCGAACGGGGCGGGGAGGUGGGCGGGGCCUUUGCCUGCAUGGGUCUCUGAGCGGAGCGCCAGCCGCAGAGGAAGAUGGCGUCGCGGAGAGUCGGAUCGUUUCCCCGCGGGCUCGCGGCGCUGCUGCUGCUGCUGUUCCUGCUCGGGCUCCGGCCCGCGGCGAGCCACGGCGGCAAGUACUCGCGGGAGAAGAACCAGCCCCAGCCGCCUCCGAAGCGCGAGUCCCAGGAGGAGUUCCGCAUGGAGAAGCUGAACCAGCUGUGGGAGAAGGCCCGGCGGCUCCAUCUCCCUGCCGUGAGGCUGGCCGAGCUCCACGCCGACCUGAAGAUGCAGGAGAGGGACGAACUGGCCUGGAAGAAGCUGAAGCUCGAGGGCCUGGACGCAGACGGGGAGAAGGAGGCGAGACUCGCACGCAGCCUCAGUGUCAUCCUGGCCAAGUAUGGUCUGGACGGGAAGAAGGACACUCGGCAGGUGACCAGCAACUCUCUCAGUGGCACGCAGGAAGAUGGGCUGGAUGACCCCAGGCUGGAAAAGUUGUGGCACAAGGCAAAGACCUCUGGGAAAUUCUCCAGCGAAGAACUGGACAAGCUCUGGCGGGAGUUCCUGCAUCACAAAGAGAAAGUUCACGAGUACAACGUCCUGCUGGACACCCUGAGCAGGACCGAAGAAAUCCACGAGAACGUCAUCAGCCCCUCAGACCUGAGCGACAUCAAGGGCGACGUCCUGCACAGCAGGCACAUGGAGCUGAAGGAGAGGCUGCUCAGCAUCAACCAGGGCCUGGACCGUCUGCGCAGGCUCAGCCACCAGGGCUACGACACCAAGGCCGAGUUCGAGGAGCCCAGGGUGAUUGACCUGUGGGACCUGGCGCAGUCCGCCAACCUCACCGAGAAGGAGCUGGAGGCGCUCCGGGAGGAGCUCAAGCACUUCGAAGCCAAAAUCGAGAAGCACAACCACUACCAGAAGCAGCUGGAGAUAGCACACGAGAAACUGAGGCACGCGGAGAGCGUGGGCGACGGCGAGCGUGUGAGCCGCAGCCGCGAGAAGCACGCCCUGCUGGAGGGGCGGGCCAAGGAGCUGGGCUACACGGUGAAGAAGCAUCUCCAGGACCUGGCCAGCAGGAUCUCCAGAGCUCGGCACAACGAACUGUGAAGGUGUCAGGAGCCCAGCCUGGCAGGGAGGAGGCCGGUAUGAGGGACCUGGGCUCCCGGCCGUGGCAUUCCCGGGGACAGCCCACCACGAGGGUGGCUUGUUUCCUGGUGACUGCAGCCGCUGCCAUCCCAACACAGGACUUGGUGGUGGUCGCAUCUGGGUCUGAGAUUGGCCUAGCUCUGACCGAGGGGCCUUGGCUUCCGCUCAGCGUCAGCGUGGCGGUCACCGCCCCGAUGUCCACCCGUGGUGGGUCUGCCAGUCCUCUGCUAAAACAACACAGUUACAGAAAAAAGUCUUACACGUCUGCCACUGGAAGUUCUAUGUACAGAGUCCUUAAAAAUUACAGUGCAGUAUUUAAACCA